AUGGACCGGCUGCCAGAAUCUUUCCCCGUCGAUUACAAGCCUUCGGCCCGCAUCGUUGAGCUAUCUGCCAGCGCACCAAUAGAGGAAAUACUCUCCGUGAUCGACCGCGAUGGCGGCGUUAUCCUCAACGAUCUAGUCAGCGCCGAGGAGCUCGAAUCCAUCGAAAAGGAAAUUGAGAAAUACACCAAAGGCGAUAGAUACGAGGACGACGAGGCUUUCUUCAAAGGCCUCAUCCCGCAAGGGACACUCUUGAUUGGUGGGCUCGUAGGAAAGUCCGAGACCCUCGCCAAGAUCUGUGCCGAAAAUAUGGUUCUCGAACAACUCAGGAAAGAAAUCUUGACAGAUAUCGGCACGAGGAGAGUGGAAAAUUACGAUCUCCCUUAUCACAUCGACCCGCUUCUCUCUGUGAGUCUGAGCUUCCGAGUUCGAUAUGGCGCGGCACGUCAGCGGUUGCAUCGGGACGACGGCACGCACCUGAUUGAGCAUGAGAGCAAGCCCUACCACCUCAAGAACUCGGCUCAAUUCGGCUGCUUGAUUGCAGGUGUUCAUACGACGCAGAAAAACGGUGCUACUAUGUUCGUUCCUGGCAGUCAUCGUUGGGAUGAUCAACGAGAACCGCGUCUCGAUGAAGUUACCUUUGCUGAGAUGAAGCCAGGCGCGGCACUCAUUUUCCUAGCUGCUUGUUGGCAUGGCGGCGGCCACAACAGCGUUCCGGGCUUCACUCGUGUCCUCCACGGCCUUUUCUUCUGCAGAGGGACGAUGCGGACACAAGAGAACCAAUUUCUAGCCAUUCCUCGCAGCAAGGCUCUGACAAUGAGCCCGAAGAUGCUCAGUCUACUGGGCUACAAACAGCCUACAGCCGCGCUUGGUAUGGUCGAGAAUGCGGAUCCAAUGUCGGAUCUCGAGGGAUUCAUCGCAGCAGCGAAUGCGUAG
Scedosporium apiospermum is the source of this 933-nucleotide messenger RNA. Its product is annotated as Phytanoyl-CoA dioxygenase. The coding region runs from base 1 to 933 and encodes 310 amino acids. The record is from RefSeq and is a predicted model, not a curated record. The transcript is spliced from 2 exons. Lineage: Eukaryota; Fungi; Ascomycota; Sordariomycetes; Microascales; Microascaceae.